AGUCCGAGGUGAGCUGGGAGCUGGCAUGCCGAGUGCCGUGCACCGCGAGUUGUCAGCGAGUUGAGCAUCUCCAAAUCAAACCCAGGGAUAAUUGCGUUCCGCGCGAUCCGAUUCCGCGAGAUUCCGUGUACGCCCGCGUAGGAUGAGAUCAGACUGAGCGCAAUGACAUCGAGAUACUUCGUGUUCGUCGCAGCUCUAGCGUAUGUUGCAGUGUCCGCCGCGCAAGUUUACAACGGCUACUCGGAGGAUGCAGUUGCAGCGAUCGAGCCAGCAACCACAAACAAUGACUUUGUCACGCAAACUGUCUACGGCUUCCUGGACUUCACCACGACGAUCGGCAACACGGUGAUGGUCUUCAGUCCCCAGAGCGCUCCUCCAGAAGGUGACGUCGGGAAGAAGACCACGUCCCCCACGCCGGCGAUUCAGACGAAGCCGACGACGGAGCAGCAGCCGAAGAAAAAUAUCCCCGACAUCCAGCCCAGCAAGACCCACAAGGCCGAGGAUCAGGGCGGCGAGACGAAGAAGCAGAUAAAGGGUACGAAGAUCGUCGUGAAUUCCGUGGUCGAGCAGAACGUGGUGAAUCCGUCGAAGAGUCAGGAGCCAAGUAAACAGACGAAAGCACCUGCAUUGUCGUCGGUAGUUCAGGUACGCGCCAAGGAUGAAACUCCAGGAGUGAAGAACAAUCUCGCCGAACCGGAAUACGAUUUUCUCUCAAAGCAGCCGACGGAAGUGAUCGACGAGACAUACAAAUUGAUCAACCUGCGACCCUCGUCGAAGGUUCACAAGCCGCGUGCCACCCCGCGAAGAGAUAAAGAGAACCCAACCGGUCUGGUGACCAAGUUAGGCGGCACCAUCGUGAAAGACGGGCUUACCACCGUGCACGAGACCAGCGUGAUCGGGACUUACAUCAACGGCAAGUAUGCCCAGGUGCUGCAGAGCUCGUCAAGAAUCCUGACAGAGCCGGUCGCACCGGUGGCUGAGGGUAAGAUUCGGCCCACCAACACCAACCGCAUUCUGAAGACCAUCGGUCCUCAGCAUGGCAAGCUCAAGCCUCAGCUGGAACCUACCCCGACCCAUCAACAGGAGGAGUCUUCGCUGCCCUUGGAGGCUCUCUUCAACGGACCCUCAGGCACUCCAGUGCGAACGACGCGAAGACACUCGACCCCCAAUCCGUCCAGACCCAAAUUCCGAAACAAAAUCGCCGAUGAAUACGAUAACAGCGAACCACAGCAAACGAGGACCGGAAAGAAUCGCUCCGGCAGCACAACGCGACCAAAUUAUAAAAAUCGUCCCGCGACCACCACCACUGAAGCUCCCACUCGUCGUCGCAGCGGUUUCCGGCCGAACAAUCAGUCCACUAACUCGCCCUCGAAACAGUCGACGAAGUCGAAGAACAGCGAUCAGCAGCCGUCAACAACGGUCAGUCUUCUGCCCAAGGUGAAGCUACCGAGGACGCAAGGUCGCUGGUCGUACAAGACCACGCCGAAACCGAGGAUCAUGAUUCGCAAGCAGGUGGACGAGGAUGAUUUGCGAACGUCGACGGCCGAGCCCCAGAGCACGAUGGAAUCGUUUCUCGGGGCGGUCUUUGACGAGCAAGGCAAGACGGCGGCGUUGACAGCAACGACGAUCAACGUUGCUCCGAGUGGCGCCAAUGUUGCCCAGAGAAAGGAGCUAUCCUUGACGGAGGACGAGUUAGAUCCCAGUGAGAGCGAGGACGUGGCCACCGUCAGGGUGCAACAGGAUCAACAACAGCAGCAGCAGCAUCCUGGAGAACAGAUCCUGCCGGUGGAAACGCUCAACGUGGAGAUCUCUACUGCAGCUGAUCUCGAUAAUAUAUAUUUCGAGAUUGCCACUAUCAAAUCACCUUAUUCUUACCAGGUGGGAACACUUCGAAACACCCGUUACAUCACGGUGACUUCCACCCUCAAGAAAACGUUCGCGACGGCCGAGCCGAGCAGCUCGGUCUCGCCCACCGAACCGCUCACGGAGAACAUCCUGGCGAACACUGGGGCUGCCUACGAGUCGACCCUGCCGCUAGACUCGUCCGUCGCGACUCUGCCGGCGAUCUCCCUGGACGCCGCACAGGCGACGCCGCCGUUGGAAACGCUGACGGAGACGUUCUCGACGACGCAGACGUUGCUGAAGACGCAUAUGCUGCCGGUGAUCUACGCCGGCAACAGCACCACUCGGCUGACCCUGGUGCAAACAUACAACAUCGCCCGUGUGGUGACGGCGACGAAGACGCUACCGCCGAUGGAGAUCUAUCAGUUUAUUCCGAGCAAGACGCUGAACGAGUUCAACUCGAAGCUCGACGAAGCCGGCAGCGAGCUGCACCUCGAGCUUGAUUUUGGCGACGACGAUCGCGAUGACGAGGACGUGCCCAAGAGGGUGGUGGUGCCCAACAACGAUUCCGACGGCGAUCUGGACAUCUUCAAGUCGCCGUCGCCGUCCAAGGUGAAAAACGACGCCGCGGCCAGCAGCAACGCCGAGCCUCAGCUCACUCCGGAGCAGGCCCAACAGCUGGCUCUGCUGAAAUACUUCGGUCAGCCGCAACCCCAGGUCAUCACUACCUCCAGACCGGUAAUCACCUUGGAGACGCUAUACGAAUCGCACGUGAUUCCCGUGGUGAACGCGGGAAAUACCAUCUACUCCACGCUGACCAGGCCAGUCGGCACCAUACCUAAGACGUCCUACGAGUACGGCACGUCCACCCUGAGUCCGGUGCUGCAGCCGCAAGUGCCGCAGGUGCCGCAGGUGCCGCAGCUGCCGCUGUUCCCGCAGCAGCAGCAAUUCACGGUGACGAGCGCGCCCCUGGUCACCCAGACUCUCGCCACCGUGUCCGAUUCGCGGGUGCUAAAGCUCACCUUCGGCGCCAAAACCGCCUACACCACCCUCUUCUCCACAAGGGUCGUGCCUACCGAACUCACUACCUAUAUCACCAACACGGUGCCGGUGCAGCCGACAGUGCCGGCGUAUCCCGGUUACUAUCCGGCGCCGGUGGCCUAUCCCCCCUUCCCCUUCGUCGGUUAGAUCUCGAUCCGACCUUUGUACCCCUUAAGCCCUUCGCGGUCCAUUUCGAUUGCGAUCAAUCGCCAGGUAGAUUCGUUCUCUUUCGAACAAAAUAUUAGAUUUAUUGAUUUUUAUAAUUAUAUAAAGGGAAAGAACAUAAUUCUUUUUACAAUGAACCUCUACGAACAGCGCUACGAUCAUAAACAAUUUAAACAUUUAUUUUUUUCAUGGAUAUUUUCUGCUAAUUCUUCCGAUAAAAGUACAUUAUAUAUUUCGCACGUUCAUUUUGCAUUGAUUGCCAUAGCGAAAAUUGGACAUUUAAUAAAUAAUAUAAUGAUUGUAAAUUUAAUAUUCUACUUAUCUAAAAUUUCUA
Molecule: messenger RNA, 3382 nt
Organism: Wasmannia auropunctata (little fire ant)
Lineage: Eukaryota; Metazoa; Arthropoda; Insecta; Hymenoptera; Formicidae
Product: probable serine/threonine-protein kinase nek3
Exons: 10
Coding region: 163-3030 (955 amino acids)
Source: RefSeq, a predicted model, not a curated record